Molecule: messenger RNA, 1038 nt
Organism: Humulus lupulus (European hop)
Lineage: Eukaryota; Viridiplantae; Streptophyta; Magnoliopsida; Rosales; Cannabaceae
Exons: 4
Coding region: 1-1038 (345 amino acids)
Source: RefSeq, a predicted model, not a curated record
AUGGAUUCGUUGGAAGGAGUAGAAUUUGGACGGAUCAAGCCCAUCUAUCUAGAAGAACACUGUCUUGAGGUUCAGAGGAUGAUUAGGUUAAGUGAUCAAUUUUGGUCUGCCAUUCUUUCCACUAAUAUUGUGGUAGAGUCGUCAAGUUACAAGCAAGCUUCAAACAUUCCAGAGUGGCAACAAGCAAUGAAAGAUGAACUUCAUGCUCUUGAAAUAUUUCAACUAAAAGACCUUGGUCCUUUAAGAUUCUUCUUGGGCCUAGAGAUUGGUCGUUCUAAUAGUGGAAUCUCUAUGUCUCAACGUCCUUUUACCUUACAAUUUUUGAGUGAUACAAGUUACUUGGGUGCAAAAGCCUCCUCCACUCCAAUGGAGCCUAAUACUAAACUUAGCCAAGAUGAAGUGGAACUCUUACCUGAAUCGACUAUGUAUAGGAGUUUAAUUGGUAAAUUGAUCUACUUAACAAUUACUCAUCCUGACAUUUCUUAUGUUGUCAAUAAGCUAUGUCAAUACUUAGCUACUCCUCGAAUUCCUCAUCUUCAUGUUAUGCACCAUUUAUCUCUUAAAUUUGUUUCAGAUGUAGAUUGGACUUCUUGUAAUGAUACCAGAAGGUCGGUUUCUGGUUUUUGUGUCUUCAUUGGGCAAUCUCUCAUAUCUUGGAAGUCUAAGAAGCAAACAACUGUCUCUCGUUCUUUAGUUGAAGCAGAAUACCGAGCUAUGGUCAAUGUUGCAUGUGAGAUUACUUGGCUGCUUUCUUUGCUAAAAGAUAUCGGCAUUCAGCACACUAAACCAACCAUACUUUAUUGUGACAACACGACUGCCAUUCACAUCUCGAAAAAUCCAGUCUUCCAUGAAAGAACAAAGCACAUUGAGAAUAAUUGUCACAUUUUUCGUGAAAGAAUACAAGUUGGUUCACUCAAAUUCAUUCAUGUUCCUUCAAAAAACAACAUCGUUGAUGUCCUUACAAAGCCCUUGUUCCCAGCUCAGUUCAAAGAGUUAGUGUCUAAGAUGAAUGUAAAAAAUAUGUACGUUUCAUCUUGA